This is a messenger RNA of Cebus imitator (Panamanian white-faced capuchin), 3415 nucleotides long. RefSeq names its product cholinergic receptor nicotinic alpha 10 subunit (gene CHRNA10). Lineage: Eukaryota; Metazoa; Chordata; Mammalia; Primates; Cebidae. Gene Ontology annotation, molecular function: transmembrane signaling receptor activity; acetylcholine-gated monoatomic cation-selective channel activity. The coding region runs from base 1563 to 2915 and encodes 450 amino acids. The transcript has 6 exons. The record is from RefSeq and is a predicted model, not a curated record. Gene Ontology annotation, biological process: nervous system process; regulation of membrane potential; monoatomic ion transmembrane transport. Gene Ontology annotation, cellular component: postsynaptic membrane; neuron projection; synapse.
CAAAGCAACACUCCAUCUCAAAAUAAAAAAAGUUAACAAAGAUAGUUUUAUUUCUUCCUUCCCAAACUUUUAUCUUCUUUUCUUGUCUUACUGAACUAAUUAGGGCUUCAAUAUGAUGUUGAAUAGGAGUGGCGAGAGGGGGACAUCUUUAUUCUAAUUUUAGGGAGAAAACUUCUAGUUUCUCACCAUUAAGUAUACCCUAGUGGCAGGGUUUUUUUGGUAGUUGUUCUUUAGCAAGUUAAGGACAGUUCCCCUCUACUAGUUUGAAUGAGUGAAUGUUGGAUUUCUGAGGCUUCAGUUUGAAAUCAUGUGAAUGCUUGUGUGACAUCCAGAGGGGAAUGUUAGGAAGGUGGUUGGAGAUAAGCAUAGUAUCUAGGAGAGGGAACUGAGUCAAGGAAGAGCAGGGAAUCACUGGCACAUUCACGAUGCCCGAAGUCAUGGCUAUUGACGUGAUUGCCAGGGAAGUAUGUGCUGCUGCUGUUGAUCAGGCAGCUCGUUAACUUGAUCAAAAAUAAUCAAAAUUCUGUGCACAAUAAAUACCUGUGACUCUAAAUGUGUGUUCCUGAGGAUAGCCUGACUACCUCACUGGGACCACAGUGUAAAGACUGUUGAUGACUUGCUGUACCUUAGGCACUCUGCUAGACAGUGCCUCGCACUAUCAGGUUAUCUCACUUGAUCCUUGCAAUGUUCAGGAUGAGCACUGUUAAUCCCAUUACCCAGACUGAGAAAACUGAAACCCAGAGAGUUUCAAUAUCUUACCCAGGUGAGAGUACUCAUAAGACAGGGCUGAAAGUGACUCUGAAGACUGUGCUUGCCCUGCCACACUGCCCACAGUGUUUGGGCAAGGUGAAAAAACUGAGGCUCAGAUGGGAAUGACUACAGGGAGUCUGAGGAGAGGAUGUGGGCUCCAUCUUCUGCUCCGUUGAGUUACCUGGAGUGGCCUGAGGCUCAACACCACUCCGUCUAGGAGGGAAGGGCUUGCUUGGCCCAAAGCGCCUAGCCUGGAGUGUCUAGUCCUGCACUGCAAGAAGAGCUGUAGGUCUAAGGAGAACCUCCACCUCCAGAAUUCAGGCAAUGGUGGCUAAGAUGGGAGGACAGUUACCCAUCCACUGACACUGGCCCCUCACACUCUGAAGCCCUGGUCUUCCACAUGCUCUGACCCAGCAUACCUGUACUCUCCAACCCCCGAGGGUGGCCUGACCUGAGUUUGGGUCUGUGUGCUGCUUUUUACAGUGUUUGAAUAAUUCAGGCCCCAGAGGCCUGAGGUGUCAGUUUUCGUUGCUCUGUUGUCAUGGGCACAGGUGUCUCAACACCUGUGUAAUGCACAUGUGUAAUUAAGCUAAUGAAAGGACAGAGAGGGAGGGGUGUUGUCCUGUGCCUUGGACUCCUCUAGGCUGAUCAAGGGAAGUCCCUGUUCCCUGUUCUGCUGAGAGAUCAGCAGGCUCAUCUAGAGUCCAGGUACUGUCCAUACCAUCCUUGCCAGCUGGGCCUAAUUUUGCCUUAGGUCUGGCCAGGAGGCCUCACACCCAGAGACCUGCCCCACUUCCUACUGUGGCAGGGCCAUGGGGCUCCGGAGCCACCACCUCAGCCUGGGCCUUCUGUUGCUGUUUCUACUCCCUUCAGAGUGCCUGGGAGCUGAGGGCCGGCUGGCUCUCAAGCUCUUCCGUGACCUGUUCACCAACUACACAAGUGCCCUGAGACCUGUGGCAGACACAGACCAGACUCUGAAUGUGACGCUGGAGGUGACACUGUCCCAGAUCAUCGACAUGGAUGAACGGAACCAGGUACUGACUCUGUACCUGUGGAUACGGCAGGAGUGGACAGAUGCCUACCUUCGAUGGGACCCCAAUGCCUAUGGUGGCCUGGAUGCCAUCCGCAUCCCCAGCAGUCUUGUGUGGCGGCCAGACAUCGUACUCUAUAACAAGGCGGAUGCGCAGCCGCCAGGCUCCGCUAGCACCAACGUGGUCCUGCGCCAUGACGGCGCCGUGCGCUGGGACGCACCGGCCAUCACGCGCAGCUCGUGCCGCGUGGACGUGGCGGCCUUCCCGUUCGACGCCCAGCGCUGCGGCCUGACGUUCGGCUCCUGGACCCACGGCGGGCACCAGCUGGAUGUGCGGCCACGCGGCGCCGCCGCCAGCCUGGCAGACUUCGUGGAGAACGUGGAGUGGCGCGUGCUGGGCAUGCCGGCGCGACGGCGCGUGCUCACCUACGGCUGCUGCUCCGAGCCCUACCCCGACGUCACCUUUACGCUGCUGCUGCGCCGCCGCGCCGCUGCCUAUGUAUGCAACCUGCUGCUGCCCUGCGUGCUCAUCUCACUGCUCGCACCGCUCGCCUUCCACCUGCCCGCCGACUCUGGCGAGAAGGUGUCGCUGGGCGUCACCGUGCUGCUGGCGCUGACGGUCUUCCAGCUGCUGCUAGCCGAGAGCAUGCCACCGGCCGAGAGUGUGCCACUCAUUGGGAAGUACUACAUGGCCACUAUGACCAUGGUCACAUUCUCAACAGCACUCACCAUCCUUAUCAUGAACCUGCAUUAUUGUGGUCCCAGUGCCCACCCAGUGCCAGCCUGGGCUAGGGCCCUCCUGCUGGGACACCUGGCACGGGGCCUGUGUGUGCGGGAAAGAGGGGAGCCCUGUGGGCAGUCCAGGCCACAUGAGUCAUCCCUUAGCCUUGAGCCUCCUGAGGGAGGGGCUGGCCACCCAGAGGGCCCUUGCCAUGAGCCACGGUGUCUGUGCCGCCAGGAAGCCCUGCUGCGUCAUGUAGCCACCAUUGCCAAUACCUUCCACAGCCACCGAGCUGCCCAGCGCUGCCAUGAGGACUGGAAGCGCCUGGCCCGUGUGAUGGACCGCUUCUUCCUGGGCAUCUUCUUCUCCAUGGCCCUGGUCAUGAGCCUCCUGGUGCUGGUGCAGGCCCUGUGAGGACUGGGACUAAGUCACAGGGAUCAGCUGCAGCCACAGCCCCUCCAGAAAGGGACAGCCAAGGCCAAGUGGCUGCUGGUCUUUAGGCCAGCCAGUCUCCCCACUACUCCUAAGACCCUGGACACUUGACUUCACAAUCCACGAGGGAGCACUCAUUGUCUACACACCCUAACUAAAGGAAGUCCAGAGACCUAAUUCCAAAAAAAGAGGAACUCUACAAAGGCAAUGUCACAGAGUACAGUCUUGGAGGCACAGAAUUGUUGGUGCUGGGUAUUAGAGCUGUCCAUGAUGAGCAUGCUGGUUAUUUUGAGAAACAGAACUGCCACAAUUUCCUGUCUUCCUUCCUAGGUGGCUGCUUUGCAGGGCCUUGGCUCUUACCUUUCCCUGCCUAGGGGCGCAGGGAAAAGGAUUGGGGAUUCUCAGUCUAGUUUCCAGACAGGAGGCCCUAUGGACAUUUGGCCCCAAAUUCCCAAUUCAAUAAAGUAAGCGUGUACCUAGCA